This is a messenger RNA of Branchiostoma floridae (Florida lancelet), 2802 nucleotides long. RefSeq lists its product as uncharacterized. The coding region runs from base 13 to 1926 and encodes 637 amino acids. Gene Ontology annotation, cellular component: extracellular region. The record is from RefSeq and is a predicted model, not a curated record. The transcript is spliced from 15 exons. Lineage: Eukaryota; Metazoa; Chordata; Leptocardii; Amphioxiformes; Branchiostomatidae.
UCUAUCGCCGACAUGUGGUACAGUGAGAUAGAAAAGUACGACUUCAGGAAGGGAGGGCAUCAACCAGGAACAGGUCACUUCACCCAGGUGGUGUGGAAGGGGAGUCAGGAGUUCGGGGUUGGAGUGGCGACCGACGGGAAAGGCAAAACCAUCGUGGUGGGGAACUACUACCCGCCCGGGAACAUGCUGGGGGACUUCGACGAUAACGUGCUACCUCCGGGAUCGCCAUUGGAUGUCAGAGGGAAAGGAGACGGCAAACCGACCAAUGACAGUGAUCGACACAGGCCAGGCGGACACUCGCCGAGUUUGAACGGGCCCGGGUCCGGGGACAGGGCACCACAUACUUGCGAUGCCGGUUCAGACGAGUUCCUGGAUGACGCUCUGCGGACACACAACUCCUACCGGGCCAAUCACGGAGCGCCUCCUCUCAAGAUCAGUGCCAAGCUGUGCGAGCAUGCGCAGAAGUGGGCUCAGCAUCUGGUGAAGUCCAACACGCUGGGACACAGCUCCACGCGAGAGUACGGGGAGAACGUGGGGAUGAAAUGGAGCUCCAACAACACACCCGUGUCUGCCCAGUCCGUUGUGGAGAUGUGGUACAAUGAGUCCGAGAAAUACAACUUCAGGAAGGGAGGACACCAACCGGGAACCGGCCAUUUCACCCAGGUGGUGUGGAAGGGGAGCCGUGAGCUCGGAAUCGGGCGCGUGAACGAUGGGAAGGGGAAAACCAUCGUCGUGGCUAACUACUUUCCGGCGGGGAACAUGCUGGGAGACUUCGACAACAACGUGCUACCUCCGGGGUCACCAGUGAAAGACGACAAACCCACACGACCUUCCAACAAAGACCCGGACAGACCUAGUCGCAAGGACAAACCGCACAAACCGAACCGAAAAGGAUCACGGUCAUCAUCUUCAUCCUCUUCUUCUUCGUCUUCUUCGUCCUCCUCUUCGUCAUCAGACUCAUCAUCAGAUGAAGAAAAUAUCCGUGAGGAUUUUGUGGAAGAGUGUGUGAAAGUUCACAACGAGUACAGACGUCUGCACGGAGUCAAGCGUUUAAAGCCAAAGAAAAGACUCUCCAAGCAUGCGCAGAGGUGGGCUGACAAACUGGCCAGGACCGGUAAAUUCGAGCACAGUGGGAAGGACGACUACGGCGAGAACAUCGGCAUGAAGUGGAGCUCUAAGGAAGAAAUGGCGUCAGCAAGGGACAUCGUUGACAUGUGGUACGAGGAAAUUCAGAAGUACAACUUUAACCGAGGAGGACAUCAGCCGGGGACAGGCCACUUCACCCAGGUAGUGUGGAAGGGAAGUCGGAAGCUCGGAGUGGGUGUGGCUAAGGACGGCAAGGGGACAACCAUCGUGGUGGCCAACUACUUCCCCGCCGGUAACUUCCUCGGCAAGUUCGACGAAAACGUCACUAUGCCUGCCGGCACGACGACAAGGAAACCGUCGGACUCGAAGCAAGAUGAGCAAUCCAGGCGCCCCCUGGCGUCACACAAAGGUAAUACAGACGACAGGAAGCGCCCGUCGACAGGGAGUGCCGGGGUUAAGGCUCCAUCUCGUGGCAAUGGUGGUGGUGGUGUUGGUGGUGGUGGUCGGGAAAACAAACCUAGACCUGUGCGGGAUUCGCUCGGUGGAGGGAAACCGUUUGGCGCAACCGGAGCUAGAGUUAGCUCGUGUGGUGAAGGUGUGAAAAGAGACUUCCCCGAGGACUGUUUGGAGGCUCACAAUGAGUACCGCGCCCGGCACGGCGCCCCUGCCCUGAUCAUGAGCUCCACGCUGUGUCUGCAGGCCAGGAUGUGGGCAGACAAACUGGUCAGGUCCAAUACACUAGAGUAUAGUCCCAAGGACCAGUAUGGACAAAACAUCGGCAAGAUGAUCAGCUCAGGAAACGGAGAACUCUCAGGGAAGGCUGUGGUGACAAGGGUAUGAAGAAGUGAAAAAGUCGACUAUAGAAAAGAAGGCAACCAGCCCGGUACAGGCCACUUCACUCAGAUGGUAUGGCGAGCUUCCCGUGAGUUUGGGAUAGGGAAGGCGACGGACGGUAGAGGCACGUCGGUCGUGGUCGGGUACUACUACCCCGCCGGAAACUUCGUCGGCGAGUUUGCGGACAACGUACUUCCCGAACAACGUUGACAUUUUGAACAAGCAUUAUUUCUUAGAUCGCGGAGUUUAAAGAUUUGAGAACUGAAUAAUUGUUGUAGGAAAUCAAUUCGUUUUAUCUUUAUUGUAUUUCCUUGCAACAGAAGAUUAUUUUAAUUUAACGACAUGGAUUUGUAGCUGGUAUCAAAUAACAGAUGUAUUCCAUGUGACGACACAAUUAUACAUGUUAUGAUGUAUUCGUGUAAAUUUGAGAAAUUGAUUCACCGUUGUCAUCAUAAUGUUGAGAUUUUGCAUAUAUAUCUAUUGUUCGGAAUUCGUAGCUGGUAUAUGUAUCAAAUAAGGUUAGUCUAAUAGAUAUAUUCCAUGUACGCCACAUUUAUACAUGGUAUGAUGUAUUCGUGUAAAUUUGAAGAAUUGAUUCGCCGAUAUUAUCAUUAUGUGGAAAUUGUGCAUAGAUAUAUCUAUUGUUCAGGAUUUGUAGCUGGUAUAUGUAUCAAAUAGCAUUAGAUAUAUAUUCCAUGUACGACACAGUUAUACAUGUUAUGAUGAAUUGUAAAUUUUAGCAAUUAAGUCGCCGUUGUUAUCAUAUAAUGUCGAAAUUGUGCAUAUAUUUCUGUUGUCCAGGUUGUAUAAUAAGCCACAAAUGAAACUUUCUGAGUCAAUCUUCAUUGCAAAGUUGAUUAUACUUUUUCCCUUGGAACAACA